Messenger RNA from Klebsormidium nitens, 2867 nucleotides. Lineage: Eukaryota; Viridiplantae; Streptophyta; Klebsormidiophyceae; Klebsormidiales; Klebsormidiaceae. The record is from the annotation of a GenBank genome assembly.
AUGGAAGCAUUCCUGUGGUGGCAAGGUAUUUUGCAAGUGGGUCGAUGUGAUCUCGGAGUACUGAUGUCCAAUAGCGAGGCCGCGGAUGGCGCCACCAAUGCCGAGCACUCGGCCAAAGCGCACAGCACCAGCAAUUGCACCGAACCCGGCUGCUCACACCUGCACGCCCGCAUCGGCAGCCUCGAGAAUGAGAUCCGCACCCUCCACCAAACGCUUCAGAGCUUUGUGAACAUCCUCCCACAGCUGUCGCACGCAGACCAGAGCGCUCCUCGGGAAGCUCAUCUGAGCCCGGUGAACCUCCAGAGUCGAUUUGAAUUAGAAGAGGGGCCGGAGGCGUUGGGUCGGGGGCAGGGGGUAGAUGCACGGCGGCAUGAUGGAACUGGUGUGUAUCAGGGCGGAGAGAGGCAAACUGAGGUUUUGGAGGAAGGGCGAGCUGAGAACGAGGUAGAGGCAGCAGAAAGGGACAGGCUUGAAGGCGACGAAGAUGAAGGGGGAGCUUCUGAGAGCGAGGGUGCAGCUGGCAGCGACCCGGCAGAUGAAUCGAGGGCAAGCUCGGGCAACAGCCUUGGUUCAGGGCCAGAGAAUGAAGAGCAGCGAGGGGAGAGGACAGGCAGAAGAGCACCUGGGGUCGAGCAGAGCAAUGCAGAUUCUGCAGCAAGUCGAUUGGAAGGGGAGGGGGAUGGUGCAGCAUUGAGUCAGGGGACUGGUACUAAGGUGAAAGGGAGAGAAACGGAACAAGGGGUUGAGGCAAGCAGCCUUGCCCUGGAAGGAGGGGAGAGGAGAAAAGAGGUUACUGGGGUUUCUGCAGCAAAUCCGGAAGCCGGGUUAAGUGGGGGGAACGAGAGUGGGGGUAAAAUUGGAGAGGAGCAAAGAGCGGGGGAUGAGAGUGAAACAGCCGAGUGGCAAGUAGAUGAGCUUGAGCAGGGCGUGUUGAGCAUUGAGUUGAGCGGGGGUGUCCCUGCAGCACGGGAACUGCUGAGUGAGGGGUUGGGAGCUGGUCAGGAGUACGGGCCUGGGAAUGCAAGAGAAACGGAGCAAGGGGAGGAGGGGGAGAGCAGCGUCGCCACGUUGGGGCGGGAGGGUGUGUCAGGAAUUGAUAUAGGCGGGCCAGGUGAUGCGGUGGCAAUCAACGGUCUCGCCGCUGAUGUCAUUGCUGCAGAUGAGGGGGUGGGGCCGAGUGCGCACACGUUUAUCCGGAAGGAGCUGAGCAUCACGGUGGACGAGGAGAACGGGACAGCGCCAAACGGUCGGGCGAGCCUGUCGUCUGGGGGCGACUCGUCGGGAUCGCAGAUCGAGGGGCAUGGCACGCAGGAUGGCGCGUCAAAUUCGACGUCCAAUUCCCCUCUGCUGACGAGCCCCGAUGCACGCUGGGGGGGGAUCCCCCGGAGCAACAGCAUCUCGAAUUUCCGGCCCCCUCGGGGGGGGUGGCGGAAACACCGCCGGCGGUCGUCGUCUUUUGGGGAAGGGGUGUUGGGAAGAUACCCCCAGGAGUCAGAUCCACGGGGCGUUGUGGGAUCCCCCGGGUCCUCCUUCGAGCUGCAACCCUCGUCCCGCGAGAACUCGUGGCCAGAAAUGGGCCCAGAGUUCUACCACUCCCCCCAGGGGGGGCCGCAGUUUGUGGACCCGUAUCAGACCUAUGGGAGCGCCCCGGAAGUCAUGUAUCUGCCGCACCAGGGGUUUCCGAUGCAGGGUUACCUGACCUCGCCUGGUUACGUAGCCUCACCCGGGUAUGGUAACUCCCCUGGUUAUGCAAACUCCCCGGGUCACUCCUGGUCCCCUGGCUUCGCAGGCUCCCCCGUCUUCCCCUCCUCACCCGCUUACCCCCCUUCCCCGGGGUGGGGAAUGGAGCUACCGCAGGUCGCAAACAGCGUCAUGGGGACCCCCGUGCCAGGCCCACCGCCCUUGGAUCGAACGAUCUCUGAAGGGGCUUUGCUUGCUGGAUCCGGGAAUGGGGGGCGAGGGCCGGCGCCGGAGGAGAAGAUCUCGCGCCGGGCGAGCUUUGGGGGCCGCAAUACGCCGACAAGAAGUCCAGGGAGGGGGGGCCGGGCCGGGAAAAAGAGCCCAGAGCACCAGAAGCGAGGUGCCGCAGUGGCUGCCAAUCCCACGCCUUCGGAGGCCAUUCCGCCACAUGCGCGGGGGCUUCUGGGCAGUUCUCCUCAGGGGGUUCCGGAUGGGCCGGGGUCGCGGCCCCCUUCAACGCUGAGCAGCGGUCGGAGCUCGGGUAGCCGUGGCUUGCAGUACAUGCACGCCUGUACAUCCCGUUCGAUGCAAGAUUUGGAGGCCGUGUGGAUCGAGAACCAGCAGGCAUAUCCAAGGUACCAGACUGGUACAAGUCCUGGGCGGCCUGACGAAAAUGGACCCGUCACAGGCAUUGUACAAGAGAAGCCUUUGCCGGAAAACGAAUCAAGCUUAGGAGGCACGGGGUAUUUUAUGCCGACCUAUCCGAAGCCACAGCGAAGCAGGGGCAAAAGCCCGGAGACACCUGACAAAUCCACUGGCGGCUAGGGAAGCGUCGGACAAUGGAUAGGUACAGGUAGCGGUUGGUGCAAGCUGGGCGAAGAGGCGUGGGUAGGCGAUUGCGGCGCAGUUUAGGAAUAAGCGAAUUGCAAAUCCAGCUUGCUCAAAGUUGUCCUGCCUCGAGAGAUGUUAGAAGUUAAACUUAUGCUUUUACCUGUAGAUGACUAUCGGCAAAACACCUUGCAAGGGGCGUAAAGAAGCAGAAAGAUAGUCAACUAACUUAACAUUUUUUCUUAGACACGGAUUGGUGGAUUGCAUCCAGUUUGCGAUCAAGCUGUCGGUGGACGCAAGAUAUGACCACGUGCGAUAUGAUCUUUGUUGACGACAUUGAUAACGCUGUCCGGGCACAC